Molecule: messenger RNA, 1194 nt
Organism: Erpetoichthys calabaricus (reedfish)
Lineage: Eukaryota; Metazoa; Chordata; Cladistia; Polypteriformes; Polypteridae
Gene: ccnh
Product: cyclin H
Exons: 10
Coding region: 94-1059 (321 amino acids)
Biological process (GO): regulation of cyclin-dependent protein serine/threonine kinase activity; regulation of transcription by RNA polymerase II; DNA-templated transcription
Cellular component (GO): nucleus; transcription factor TFIIK complex
Molecular function (GO): cyclin-dependent protein serine/threonine kinase regulator activity
Source: RefSeq, a predicted model, not a curated record
CGACAUCACAUGGCGACCAUUGAAUCUAAUUUUCUGAACUCAUGGCUGACUGUGUCUGAAGCUUGCACUGUGUAGAGAAGUAAGCGAACAGCAAUGUAUCACAACAGUUCACAGAAAAAGUACUGGACAUUUAUCAGUGAAAAUGAACUUGUCAGGUUAAGAGUUCAAGCAAAUGAGAGAUUUCGUUCCAAACUACUAGCAACAGAACAGGUAGGGAUCAGUGAAUCAACAUUUUUACAGCCCCAAGAAGAGGCAGCAUUGUAUAAGCAUUAUGAAAAACGGCUUCUAGACUUUUGUGCUGUUUUUAAACCAGCCAUGCCCAAAUCAGUUGUGGGUACGGCAGGCAUGUAUUUUAGAAGAUUUUACUUGAAUAACUCAUUAAUGGAAUAUCAUCCAAGAAUAAUAAUGUUGACCUGUUGUUUUCUGGCCUGUAAAGUAGAUGAGUUCAAUGUUUCCAGCACUCAGUUUGUGGGAAACCUGAGAGAAAAUCCAUCCGAUCAAGACAAAGCACUGGAACAAAUCUUGGAAUACGAACUUCUGCUUAUUCAACAACUGAACUUUCAUCUUGUUGUCCAUAAUCCAUACAGACCAUUAGAAGGCUUACUUAUAGAUAUAAAGACCAGAUAUCCAGCAGUGGAAAAUCCAGAGAUGCUGAGAAAGUCGGCGGAAGACUUCCUCAAUCGAGCAACGAUGUCUGAUGCUGGUCUUUUAUUUUCACCAUCACAAAUUGCACUAACAUCCAUUUUGAAUAGUGCUGUAAGGGCAGGACUAAAUAUUGAAAGUUAUUUGACAGAAUGUUUGGGACUAAAGGAAGACAGGAACACGUAUACACAGAUUAUUGAGACAAUGAAAAGUAUUAAAAACCUGAUUAAAAAAUAUGAACCUGCUAAAACUGAAGAAGUAAAUCUCCUCAAGCAAAAGCUGGAAAAGAUCCAUAAUGAAUUUUCAAAAGUCCUAAAUCAAAAGCGAAGAAAAGGAUAUGAAGAAGAUGGACAUGUGACAAAAAAGGCAAAAACUGAAGAGGAGUGGACUGAUGAUGACGCUAUAGAUUCACUUUAAUUCUUUUGUUAUUUUGGAUAUUUGUUUCAAGAAUGAGAAUAAAUGAUUGACAGCUUUACAUGUUAUCAUUUAAUGAAUACUUAUUAUUAUGUGGUUAUUAUUUUAAAUAAAGUAUUUUUGUACUUAUGCAUUAAA